UUCAGAUGUGUCGGUGGGAACAGAGUCUGGAGAGUCUGAGUCUGGACGUGUUCAGGUUUAAGUCGUACCUGUCGAGUCUUCAGGGUCUGGAACUUCCCAACGCCAAAAACCCCCUGAGCUCCGCCUCCCGAAACUCCAAGAGCAUCCUGGGAAAACUGGGUCUGUUCAACGUGUCCACGCUGCACGCUCUGGUUUGCAGUCGGGACCAGGCCGCGCUGAGACGCCACCGCCGCGCUCUGAUUGGUCAAACCAGGGAGAGACGCGCUCUGAUUGGACAGAGCAUCAGGAAGAGGCGGAGCUUCAAGUCGUCGAUGAAAACGACAGAAAAACAAAACGAAGACGAUCAGACGCCUCCUCCUCAGGUUCAAGAAGAAAAAACAGAAGAACUGAAUUUACAGCUGAAUCGAAACACGUCACACCUGGACUACGGCUUCGCUGUGAUUGGUCAGGUCGACACCGAGGGGCGGAGCCACAUCUACAUCAGUCAAGUCGAUCCAAACGGACUGUCGGCCAAUCAAGGUCUGCGCGUGGGGGACCAGGUGGUCUCGGUGAACGGGGCUUGUGUCUCUCGUUUGGACUUGGACCUGAUCCCGAGCGUCUUCAGCCACAGGACUCUGCUGCUGUCGCUACGGAGACGCCGCGCCUCACCUGACCCCCCGCCGGCCAAUCAGGAGACAGCGCCGCAGUCACAUGACCCCGGGGACACAGAUUCUUGGACUCCAGACGAACCGACGACGACGACGACGAGCUCCAAAGAGAGCUCCGACAGAAUCAACUCCUUGUACCAGAUUUUCCCAGAAUGCCGAGCGGCCGACCCGGACGUCCCCAAAAACCCGUACGACCCUAAAGAGGCGGAGCGUCGCACCCCCAGCCCCUCCCACACCCCUCCCAGCCCCGCCCACUCCAGCUGCAGCCCCUCCCACCUCAGCGUCUGUCAGCGAAUCAGGAAAGUGGUGGAGGAGCUUCUGGACACCGAGAAAUCCUACGUGAAGGACCUGUCCCUGCUCUUCGACCUUUACCUGACCCCACUGCAGCGACAUCACUUUGUGUGUAACAGUUGUGUGUUUGUUCAGAUGGAGUCUCUCUUCGGGAGUUUACCCUCCAUGUUGGAUUUUCAGAAGGUUUUUCUCCAAACGCUCGAGGAGAAAAUCCAGAGUCAAGAUCUGAACCGACUGGAGACUCCAGAGGAGCUCAAGACGUUGCUCUUCUCGUUGGGAGGUUCCUUCUUGUAUUACGCUGAUCACUUCAAACUCUACAGCGGCUUCUGCUCCAACCACCUGAAGGUCCAGAAGGUUCUUCACAGAGCGAAGACGGACGAGGCCUUCAAGCUCUUCCUGGAGACGAGGAACCCGACGAACCAACACUCGGCGUCUCUGGAGUCUUUCCUGAUCAAACCCGUCCAGAGGGUCCUGAAGUACCCCCUGCUCCUGCGAGAACUCGUGUCCCUGACGGAGGAGCGGACGCCUGAACACGCCCACCUCACAGAGGCGCUCAGGUCCAUGGAGACUGUGGCGUCUCACAUCAACGAGAUGCAGAAGAUUUACGAAGAGUUUGGAUCCGUGUUCGAGAAACUGAGCGCAGAGAACAGCGCCUCCUACGGACAGGUGUCUGAAUUGUCCAUGGGAGACUUGUUGCUUCACUCUUCAGUUCUCUGGUUAAAUCCUUUUCCGACUUUGGGGCGAAUGAGGAAAGAUCCUCAGCUCAGUGUUUUUGUUUUCAAACAGGCCGUGAUCCUGGUUUACAAAGACCCUAAAGUCAAGAAGAGACUGGUGUCUCGUUCAGACUUGGACCCGUUCAGGUUCAGGUGGUUGAUCCCAGCGUCGGCCGCUCACGUCAGGAACCACCACAACACCGAUGCAGAGUUUGAGUUGGUUCAUCUGCGCUCGGGGUCUGAGGAACGUCUGGAGACCGUGUUCCAGCUCAGCUCCAGUGACGUCGAGUCCAAGUCCUCGGUCCUGGAGACUCUUCGCUCCGUCCUCAGAGCCCCGCCUCCUCCUCCUCAGAGCUCGACGGCGUGGCGGCCGCCUUCAAACGGCCACGCCCCCUUCGCCCAUGACGACCGUCUCCGUGACGACCGUCUCCGUGACGACCGUCUCCGUCCACGCCACGCCGACGACGGGGACCAGACCGAGCAGUUAGAGGCCCAGCUGCAGCGGCUUCACUUCGGCGACCAAUCGGAGCGGCGGGAGGAGGCGGCGGGGCGGGGCCUGAAGCAGUGGAGGCGGAGCUUGGUGGAGCUGGGCGGCGGUUUAUUGGACAGAGAUUACAGCGUCCAGAGUCUGACGUCCAUCAUCAACGAAGACUGUUUCUACAACUCUGUACGGCGACGCAGACCCAGACCCGGACUAGACCUGGUCUAGACCCGAGCGAGGCCCGGACUAGACCUGGUCUAGACCCGAGCGAGGCCUGGACUAGACCUGGUCUAGACCCAAGCGAGGCCCGGACUAGACCUGGUCUAGACCCGAAUAAGACCUGGACUAGACCUUGGUUAGACCUGGAUUAGGCCUUAAUUAGACCUGAGUAAGCCUGGGGUUGGACCUGGUUUAGUCCUGGUUUAGUUCUGGUUUAGUCCUGGUUUAGAUCCUGGUUCAGUUCUGGUCUUUUCUCUGUAUGUAGCAUAAGUCCUGGUUGAGUUCUGGUUUGGUCCUAAAUAUAAAAAGCUGAAGUUUUCAGACGACAGGAGGAUCUUUGGUUCUUUCUGGAACAAAAUAUUUAAAUGUAUUUAUAAACUAUAAAGUUAUUUAUCAGUAUUUACCUUCUGAUGGGCUGUAGAUCUGUGUGAAUGUGGUGGACACAUGUGGACACAUGUGGACACAUGUGGAC
Molecule: messenger RNA, 2823 nt
Organism: Boleophthalmus pectinirostris (great blue-spotted mudskipper)
Lineage: Eukaryota; Metazoa; Chordata; Actinopteri; Gobiiformes; Gobiidae
Product: rho guanine nucleotide exchange factor TIAM2-like
Exons: 17
Coding region: 6-2360 (784 amino acids)
Biological process (GO): activation of GTPase activity; small GTPase-mediated signal transduction; positive regulation of axonogenesis
Cellular component (GO): membrane; synapse
Molecular function (GO): guanyl-nucleotide exchange factor activity; protein binding
Source: RefSeq, a predicted model, not a curated record